Molecule: messenger RNA, 1886 nt
Organism: Dacryopinax primogenitus
Lineage: Eukaryota; Fungi; Basidiomycota; Dacrymycetes; Dacrymycetales; Dacrymycetaceae
Product: Metallo-dependent phosphatase
Exons: 10
Coding region: 28-1734 (568 amino acids)
Biological process (GO): fungal-type cell wall organization; calcineurin-mediated signaling
Cellular component (GO): calcineurin complex; cytoplasm
Molecular function (GO): calmodulin binding; calmodulin-dependent protein phosphatase activity
Source: RefSeq, a predicted model, not a curated record
CCAGCCAUCGACCUCACCCAGCAUCUCAUGGAGGAUGGGAGCUUCGUUAGUACACAAGAGCGAGUCAUCAAGGAUGUUCAAGCGCCCGCAAUGAACGUGCCCACCGACGAGCAGUUUUACUCCAGCGCCGACCCCUCCAAGCCCGAUAUUGCCUUUCUCAGGAAUCAUUUCUAUCGGGAAGGGCGAGUGACGGAGGAGCAGGCGCUGUUUAUCAUUGAGAAGGCAACGGACAUCCUGAAGAAUGAACCCAAUGUGCUGGAUGUGGAUGCACCUAUCACUGUCUGUGGCGACAUUCACGGCCAAUAUUAUGACCUGAUGAAACUCUUUGAAUAUGGGGGGAAUCCGGCGGACACACGAUACCUCUUCUUAGGCGACUACGUCGACCGCGGAUACUUCUCCAUUGAAUGCGUUCUAUAUCUUUGGUCUCUGAAGAUCUGGUACCCCAGUACCGUGUUCCUGCUCCGAGGCAACCACGAAUGCAAGCAACUCACCGAGUAUUUCACUUUCAAACUAGAGUGCAGACACAAAUACUCCGAUAGGAUCUAUGAAGCAUGUCUUCAAUCUUUCUGCUGCUUGCCGCUGGCGGCUAUCAUGAAUAAGCAGUUCCUCUGCAUUCACGGUGGGCUCUCUCCCGAGCUGCGUACCCUUGAUGAUCUACGAAAUAUCUACCGAUUCCGUGAGCCGCCAACACACGGUCUCAUGUGUGACAUCUUGUGGUCCGACCCUGUGGAGAAUUUCGGCGAGGAGAAGACGAUAGACAAGUUUGUUCAUAAUCACGUUCGAGGAUGCUCGUUCUUUUUCACAUAUGCCGCCGCAUGCGAUUUCCUCGAUAGAAACAACUUACUCUCCAUUAUCCGUGCGCAUGAAGCACAGGACGCAGGCUACCGGAUGUAUCGAAAGACGCAAACGACAGGAUUCCCUUCCCUGAUGACUGUGUUCUCUGCACCCAACUAUCUCGACCUUUAUCAGAAUAAGGCCGCAGUUCUCAAGUAUGAGGCGAACGUCAUGAAUAUCCGUCAGUUCAAUUGCAGUCCCCAUCCCUACUGGCUGCCAAAUUUCAUGGAUGUCUUUACCUGGAGUCUUCCUUUUGUUGGUGAAAAGAUCACGGACAUGCUCAUGUCGGUGCUCAGCAUAUGCUCCAAGGAUGAGCUGGAGGAGGUGGACGAGUCAAGUCCGAUGUCGAUUGUGAGCCCAUUGGAAAGCGCGGAGCGCCGCCGAGCGAUUAAGAAUAAGAUUCGUGCUGUGGGCCGUAUGUCACGGGUUUUUGCCCUUCUACGAGAGGAAUCCGAGCGUGUAUCGGAGCUCAAGAGCAUUACCGGCUCGAACAAGCUCCCGUAUGGUACCCUUGCCCUUGGCGCAGAGGGGAUCAGAAAUGCUAUUGCAAGCUUCGAGGAUGCCCGGAGGGCCGACAUCGAAAACGAACGUCUUCCUCCCGCCCUGAUCGAUCCUGAAGACGUAGCGCCCACCCUCAUCCAUACUCCCCUCAGUGACUCCGUUCCAGGAACACCUCUUGAAGGUGUAUACAAUGUCGGCUCCAUGCCAGCUACCCCCGGGACAUCUCCGACGUUGGACGACUCACCCAUGUCUCCUGAUUCUCCCAUGUCGCUCGAUUCACCAUCGAGUCUUCGGGCACAAAGCUUCGGCUCGGCGAAGUCCAGUCCAUCUAAUAGGCAACGCAGCAUUGAGAGCACGAUGUCUCUUCUGCGUGAGGCAGUCGACGGGGUCGGAGAAUAAGGAUCUGGAAGGGGUGGGUUACGAUAUCAACCCUUCCCCCAAAGGCCAUCGGAAAUCAUGACAUAUGCACGACAUCGACAUACCCGAUAUACCUCGCCUCAGAUUGUACUUUAUGUACCGCAGCAUCCUCACAUGUCUCUUCGCGUUCAAUC